Molecule: messenger RNA, 990 nt
Organism: Glarea lozoyensis ATCC 20868
Lineage: Eukaryota; Fungi; Ascomycota; Leotiomycetes; Helotiales; Helotiaceae
Product: Aromatic compound dioxygenase
Exons: 2
Coding region: 1-990 (329 amino acids)
Biological process (GO): catechol-containing compound metabolic process
Molecular function (GO): ferric iron binding; catechol 1,2-dioxygenase activity
Source: RefSeq, a predicted model, not a curated record
AUGGCACAACCAAAAGUCAAUGUUCCUCCCAUGAAAGAUCUCACAAUCGAUAACAUCACCGAAAAUACCAUCUUAACCAACUCACAAUGUCCAGAUCAGCGUCUCACAUAUCUCAUGGAGAGAUUGGUCACCCAUCUACACGAUUUCGCGCGGGAGACCAGAUUGAGCACGAAGGAAUGGAUGGCGGCGCUGGAUUUCUUGGUUGGUGUGGGACAGAUUUCGAGUGAUGUGCGACAUGAAUUCAUCCUCCUCUCCGACAUCCUCGGCCUCUCUCUUCUCAUCGACGCAAUCAACCACCCCAAACCUCCCUCCUCCACUGAAGGCUCCGUCCUCGGUCCCUUCCACACCCACGACCCCCCUUCCAUCGCGAAUGGCGAAACGAUCUCUUCUGAUCCAGCCGGUGAACCGCUGCUAGUUCUCUGCACCGUUAAAGAUCGCGAUGGAAAUCCGAUUGAAGACGUCAAGAUUGAUAUCUGGGAGACGGAUAGCUCGGGGCAUUAUGAUGUGCAAUACGCUGAGUCCAAGGGCGCGGAUGGGAGGUGCGUUAUGAGAAGUGAUAAGGAUGGGAAGUUUUGGUUCAAAGCUAUUGUUCCUGUUCCGUACCCCAUCCCCGGCGACGGUCCGGUGGGAAAGUUAUUGGGUAUGCUAGGACGACAUAACUGGCGGCCCGCGCACCUGCAUUUCAUGUUUGCGAAACAAGGAUGGGAUCACCUCGUCACGGCGCUUUAUGUGAAGGGCGAUCCGUAUGAGACGUCUGAUGCGGUGUUUGGGGUUAAGGAGAGCUUGAUCGUGGAGUUUGGGACUGUGACGGGGGAGGAGAGGGAGAUGUAUGGGGUGAACGAGGGGUGUAAGGUUUUGAGACAUGCGUUUGUGCUUGUGGGGGAGGAGGAGACGGAUAGUUUGAGGGAUCGGAAUGCGAGAGAGGCGUUGGAGAAGUUGGGGAGGAGGGUUAGGUUGGUGGAGGGACUGCCGGUGCCUGAUGUUGAUUAG